ACACACACUGACACACCAGUCAGUCCAAACUCCAAAGCACGACCGCAGGACAGGAGGAAGAAAGAAAAGGUCCAAGAAGCGCCAAAGAAAAAGGCAGCACACCAAGAAAGAGGGGAACUGCUCCUGCCUCCAGCCUCCUGUCUCUCCACAACCAGAAGCUUGAUUCCUCGCUCGGCCAUGGCUUCACCCGCGGAGGAGACUCCCGCCGCCGAGGAUACGGCGUCGCCUCCGCCGCCGCCGCCGGCGAGGUCCCGGGGCUUCUGGUUCCUUGGGGAGGACAAGUCUGUGCACAAGGCUCUCGGCGGGGGUAAAACUGCUGAUGUACUGUUGUGGAAAGACAAGAAGACCUCUGCUGCUGUAGUCGGUGGUGCAACUAUCCUAUGGGUUCUGUUCGAAAUUGUGGAAUACCAUCUCCUGACCCUGGUUUCUCAUGUGCUGAUUGUUGCACUGACCAUCUUGUUCCUAUGGUCCAAUGCCACUGUCUUUAUCAAAAAGAGUCCUCCUGAUGUUCCUGAAGUGCAGAUAUCUGAAGAUCUUGCUGUGAACAUUGCGCUAGCAUUGCGUGCUGACAUCAACAAGGCACUUGCCUUGCUUCGGGAGAUUGCUCUGGGCCAUAACCUGAUGAAGUUCCUAGGGGUGAUCGUUGCCCUUUGGAUUCUAUCAGAGAUAGGAGAGCUCUGUGAACUCCUGAGAUUCAUGUACAUUGCGGUCUUGAUCCUCCAUACGGUGCCGAUAUUGUACCACAAGUAUCAGGACCAGGUGGACGAUUUCGCUGCAAAGGCACACAGGGAGCUCUGCAAGCAGUACAAGGUCCUGGACGCCAAAGUUCUGAGCAAGAUUCCGAGAGCUACACCAAAAGAUAAGAAGCAGAACUAGAACAACCCACCCAGAAACUCAGACCUGGAGGAUGACAAGCGACUUGUUUUCAGCUUGGGCGGCGAAAGUUUGUAUUCAAUGGUCUGAUGCGGUUCGUCAGUCGUGGGCUUUGUAUAGGUGUACAAUUUCAUGUAUAUGUUCUGGUCACAUAACCCUAUAUGUUUCUACCCUCAAAAGUGUCGUAAAUAUUCCACCAGUAAUUAUUUUGGGUCGUGGAUUUAAUGGCCUUUUGGUUUAAUGUGUAUAUCUAGCUUACACGAGUCUCGGUGGAAAGUUUGGUUGUGUUAUUUCCAAAAUUGUCAUGUCAUAUAUACUGAAAUGAAACUUCUAUGAAACAUCAAUUUCAAUGCAAAA
Molecule: messenger RNA, 1230 nt
Organism: Sorghum bicolor (sorghum)
Lineage: Eukaryota; Viridiplantae; Streptophyta; Magnoliopsida; Poales; Poaceae
Product: reticulon-like protein B2
Exons: 5
Coding region: 178-876 (232 amino acids)
Source: RefSeq, a predicted model, not a curated record